AUAUUGUGAGUCCGCAGUGCACAUGGAUAUGCUGGUGCCAUGGCACCGUGUGCAGCCUGUGGACGAGCCGAGGCUGCCAGCCUUUGUGGCCGCUGUGAAGCAACGGCGUAUUGCACACCCGAAUGCCAGCGGGCUCAUUGGCGGGUGCACAAAGCUGUUUGCGGCCUGAAGCCGGUGAAGCACGAAGCUUUGGAUGAGGCUUUGGAUGCUUGCAGAGGGAAAGCGCAGAUGUUUUUGCCUCUAGGUGCUGGUCUUAAGGCUCUCCAAAGUUUGUCGCAACAGCUGGUUGCGGAGGAGCAUUGGGAAGCACAGGCCACAGGUGAGGCAGCGGAAGCCGCACGAAGCUUGCCGAAGCUCCAUGCCAUGGUGCUGGCGCAGGUAUGGGAUCACGAGGACUUGCUAAGCCUAGCUGCCACUUUGUCCUCGAUCAGGCAACAGUGGAGAGCCCCGCCUGAGUGCACUUUGCUUUGCAUCUACAUUGCUGCCGAGCUUCAAGAUGAAGCGCAAAAACUCCUGGAUGACUUUAAAGAGGCCAUUGAGGCACCAGGCCCACGAUUGGCCUAUCCCACUGGCCCAGCUCGAGCAGUGCUAUGCAAGGUGGGCGCAUUGUUAAUCCCAGUGUUGCCCAGCAAUAAGUUUUGGCCGGUUUUGGUAGCUCUCGGGCAUUUUGUGUUCUGGCAAUUUUGCUCUCCGUAUUUAGUGUUGAGGGAGGGGAUGGCAGCCAACAGUAGUGCCGAUUAGUUCAACCUGGUCUAGGACCUCCAGGCCACCGAUAUUGCCUUUGUAAGAUUGCAACCUCGGGUUCCAUGCGCGCACCUUUUCAGGCAGAGGCCGGACCUCGCCCUACAAUGCAGGAUCCAUAGGACAUAGUCAACUUGAACCCGCACAAAUAAAAAUCAUGCUCAUAGGGGUCAGCAAGUCUAAGAAACAUUCUCAUUUGAUACACCCACGUGGUGCCCAACGUUCUUGCUUGCGAGUCCUUUCUUGAAGUUCAAUGAGCCGAACAGAGUUCCAGAUGCUUGCAGAUGCUCAAAACUGGGGUGCUUCAUGUGGGGGUGCUUCAAAGAUGCGGAGACUCCGCAGCAACUAGUUGCAGCCAACGGCUUUGUUGCUUCACGUGUGCCAGGGUGCUGCUAGGGGUCUUUAACGGCCAACUUUCUUUCACUUUGACAAACAGGACGCUCCAAAGACCAGUGUCAUUGGCUCAAGCGAUUGCAGGUUAAUGCAUCCUGUUUCAGGCUCGCCGACGUGUGGUUGAUGGUGGAGAUGCAGUUUGCACACUUUGCACAUAUUCUCAACAAACCUGCUACGCAGAAACAACGUUCGUUACCUGCGGGACAACCUGCGCUUGGCUCAACAUGUGCAUCGGAAAGCAGCCAGGUGGAAGUGGAAGAGCUUUGGUCAGAGUGAUCGGCAAGAAAGGAAUUCAGAUCUGUGAAAGCGUGCUGCCCAAUUGCUUCAAGACUUCAGGAGAGAUCUUUUUGAUUGACCCAAGAUGGAAAGGAUAUGGCGGAGAAGGAGAAGAAAGCUGCCAAGAAAUCGGGUUCAUUCCUUAUGGCAUUUCCGAGGCUUUCUCAAGAGCUUGCCUGCAUCGAUGAAUCUUAACAGGAUGCGAACGCCCGAUCUGUUGCAACUUGUCAACAUCGCGUGGGCACACCUCCACUCCUUACAUGGAUCUCCCACGCAGACAAGGAACUACCUGUGCAGACAGAUCUUGAGCCAAACCUUAAUUUGAUAUCUGCACAGUUGAAUGAACAAGUAUUGGCACAAAAGCCAUUAGAGCAGGGACAGGGCUGAGAUUCAUGGAUCUUUAGGCUUGCAGGGGUUGUCAGAGAUGGUAUGUGUCAUACAGAUGGUCACAAAUCAUCACAGAGCAAAAAGGCUUGUUGGCAACAAAUUGCAUCCAUUUCCAAGUAUAUAUAUAUAUAAUGGAUUUUGUCAGUGCAGCUCAGUGAAACUGAGACGUAUGGCAUUAUAUGGCUAGUUUUGCAGGCCUACAGGCAAGCUGGUUUUCAAGUAGUGGUAACCGGUAGUUCCUUCUUUCAACUGAUCAAGAAGAUACAUUGCCUGCUGGGUGGUUAUUCUAAGAUGUUCUAAGAAAGCAAGGGACGACAGCUGCCGGCGCUGAGUGUGGCAGGUCCACAUUGUUAUGACCGAGGGGCCCGCCUGCGAGGGACAGCAGCUUCGACACUUGUUGAACAAAGUCCCAGAGGGUGACAACAGUUGGAUCCUCUUCACAUCUCUUGGCGGGAUUUGGCACCCGGGGCGCACCGGGUUCUUUCGGAAUUUUGCCCGUCAGG
Molecule: messenger RNA, 2300 nt
Organism: Durusdinium trenchii
Lineage: Eukaryota; Dinophyceae; Suessiales; Symbiodiniaceae
Source: the annotation of a GenBank genome assembly